Messenger RNA from Vombatus ursinus (common wombat), 3762 nucleotides. RefSeq names its product SAM and HD domain containing deoxynucleoside triphosphate triphosphohydrolase 1 (gene SAMHD1). The coding region runs from base 30 to 1898 and encodes 622 amino acids. Lineage: Eukaryota; Metazoa; Chordata; Mammalia; Diprotodontia; Vombatidae. Gene Ontology annotation, biological process: defense response to virus; dGTP catabolic process; regulation of innate immune response. The record is from RefSeq and is a predicted model, not a curated record. The transcript has 16 exons. Gene Ontology annotation, molecular function: protein binding; dGTPase activity. Gene Ontology annotation, cellular component: nucleus.
UAGCGGGCGGCGGACGCUGAGUGAGGGCCAUGAGGAAGCUCAAGAUGCACCCAAAACGUGCCCGCUGCAGGACUCCUAGCCCCCCGCCGCAGCGCGGUGCGGUGCUGGCCGAGUCAGCGAGCGCGGAGCCCGAGGACGACGCGGACCCUCAGAGCUGGAGCCCCGAGCGGCUGUGUGCCUUCCUCAGCCGCCACGGCUUCAGCAACCCCGCGCUGCUCAGCCGCUUCCAAGAAAACAAAAUCAGAGUCUCUCAGCUGCCCCACCUUGAUGAAUCACUUCUUGAAGAUCUUGGAGUAAGGUCUUUAGGAGACAGACAGAAGCUGCUGGAUUGUAUCUGUAAACUGAAUCAAAGCCAUGAUGACGCAAUGAAGAUAUUUAAUGAUCCUAUUCAUGGCCACAUAGAUCUUCACCCUCUUCUUAUCCGAAUCAUUGAUACACCUCAGUUUCAACGUCUUCGAUAUAUUAAACAGCUGGGAGGCUCUUACUAUGUUUUUCCAGGUGCUUCGCACAACCGAUUUGAGCAUUCUCUAGGCGUCGGGUAUCUAGCAGGAUGUCUGGUCCGUGAACUACAAGAAAAACAGCCUGAACUAAAGAUAACUGAGCGGGAUGUGCUUUGUGUUCAGAUUGCUGGGCUCUGUCAUGAUCUAGGUCAUGGACCAUUUUCACACAUGUUUGAUGGAAGAUUUAUACCCCUUGCUCGCCCAGAAUUGAAUUGGAAGCAUGAAAUAGCUUCAGUCAAGAUGUUUGAGCAUCUGGUUGAUGCCAAUGGAAUUGAAAGUGUAAUGAAGAAGUAUGGACUUACCCCAGAAGAAGACAUGUGUUUUAUCAAAGAACAAAUCGCGGGACCUCUUGAUUCGACAGUAGAGAGUUCUUCGUGGCCGUAUAAAGGGCGACCCGAAGAGAAAAACUUUCUUUAUGAAAUAGUGGCUAAUAAACGCAAUGGCAUUGAUGUGGAUAAAUGGGAUUAUUUUGCCAGGGAUUGCCACCAUCUUGGAAUUCAAAAUAACUUUGACUAUAAGCGCUUUAUUAAGUUUGCCCGUGUAUGUGAAGUAGAUAAUAAGAAACACAUUUGCACCAGAGACAAGGAAGUUGGAAAUCUGUAUGACAUGUUUCAUACACGCAACUGCCUUCACCGAAGAGCUUACCAGCACAAAGUUGGCAACAUCAUUGAAACAAUGAUUACAGAUGCCUUCCUUAAAGCAGAUCCCUACAUACAAAUAGAAGGUGCUGAGGGGAAAAAGUACAAGCUUUCUACAGCAAUUGAUGAUAUGGAAGCCUAUGCUAAACUUACAGAUAACAUUUUUCUGGAGAUUUUGCACUCUAGUGAUCCCAGAUUGGCUGAGGCACGAGAGAUUUUACACAAAGUUGAAUGUCGUAGACUAUACAAGUUCGUGGGUGAGACUCAGCCAACAGGGGAAGAGAAGAUUAAAAUGGAGGAAUAUGAUCAACUUCCAAAAGAUGUGGCUGCAUCCACACCACAAGGUAUAGCCCUGAGAGUUGAAUUAAAGGCUGAAGAUUUCAUAGUUGAUGUUAUCAACAUGGAUUAUGGAAUGAAAGAAAAAAAUCCUAUUGAUAAUGUUCGUUUCUAUUGCAAGAGUAACAAAAGUAAAGCAGUCAUGAUUACAAAAGAUCAGGUUUCACAGCUUCUACCUGAAAAAUUUGCUGAACAGCUUAUCCGAGUAUACUGUAAGAAAACAGAUAAAGAAAGUUUAGAUGCCGCCAGUAAAUAUUUUGUUCAGUGGUGCAUGAACAAAAACUUCACCAAACCACAGGAUGGUGAUGUUGUGGCCCCAACACUAACACCUAUGAAAGCAAGUUGGAAUUCUCAGCAUGGAGGCCAAACUCCAGAUCACAAUAGAGAGGGUUCCAAGGCCAGAGCCAAGCUUUUUCAGAAAUGACUAAUAGAAUGAGAAUGUCCACUCACUGUGUCCACAUACCUGCUUCCUAUAGGAGGAUCUGCCCAAGUCACAAUGCUGCAAGAAGGCUUAAACACACCUACCAUUUCUUUCUUGGCUUCUACAAACAAAGCUGUUCUGCAUCUCUCUCAAUCAGAAAUUGAUCACAAUGUCACAAGCUUUUUCUCUCUAAUUAACUUGGGGAGCUGAGAGCUACAAAUAAGGGGAAUUUUAUUAUAAACAACAUUUGUAACAAAUCCAAUGGCGAUUUUAGAUUUUUAGUUGCAAUAGAGCAAUUUUUAUAUGAGGGAACAGGAGGAUCUUAUAUCAGGUAGGUAUAUAAUCUGCAGACUGCAGGAAAAACAUAAACUUUUUCAUUAUUAAUUCAAAAUUGGCUUGAUAUCUACAACUCUUAAUUCUUUAUGUUAAAAAAAGAAACACGCCACUUUUAUAUAUUCAGUUCCUGUGGGAGGAAAACUGUCUUAAAAAUUUAUGGGAAACAGGCUUGACAGACUUAGUGUGUUGCCUCCUGGUUGUGGGAAGCUGCCCACCCCCACCCCAUCCCUGGUUAAAACAGCAGAAUCCUUUAGAGGCAUGGGGCCCAGCCUGGCCCCUCCGAGGUGAGGGCGUGCCUUGAUGAAAGGUACCAGACUUUACCUUGCUUGUCUCCUGUAGACCUGAGGGAAGGCAUAUUUGGAGUUGGCACUUAGGAGAAACGUUGUUUGUAAGGGAAAAGCACAAGGGUUCAAGGCACAUUAUUCCAGAUCAAACUGAUCUCAGUGCACAGAAUGAAGUGGCCUUUGUAGAUCCUUGUCCCCACAGUCCCUGUGCAGACCCUACAAGGGCUCUAACACAGGGCAACAUUGCCGCUUGAUAGGACCUCCGACCUCACCUAAAUGACUCCCGGCAGAUUUCGAUCACUCUUGUUUCUGAAUAAACAAGACUGUAAGAAGGCUUUGCUUUAAAACAUCACUUUUUCAAGGCACUGCUGUGGCUGGGGAGUAAGUUUCUGCUGCCUCAACAAAAUAAAAUAGACUGCGUCAACAUGUUGUUCAGGCAAAAAGACCAGACUUUAUUGCCAUCCUUGUGACUUCCUUAGUGGCUUUCGGGCGCAGGCUGGUGUUGAAUCUCCCUUUUCCCAGGGUGCCCAGAGUGGGAAUGGAUAAUUAAAGAAACCUGGGCCCCUGCUCAUCCUUCAUCAUGCAUAUGUGCAUGCCAGUGUUGCCUGCUUAGUCCAAGGUCUGAUCUUGUCUAGGCCUGGCUGGCAGGGGAAAAGGGGAGUGCAGGCCACAUCCCCAAAGCAGUUGUUCCCAGAGACUUCCAGACUGUUUUUUGGGAAGUAAAAUCUUCCACGCCCUUCAAGACCAGAACUUCCUUCAUGAAACCUUCCAUGAUCCCCCAUCUGAAACAAUCUUUGCCUCUUUUGAUUCGUUAUGGCACUUUAAAUACCUAUCUUGUUACCUCAUCAUGCUCUCUGUUGUUCUGUAGGUGCUAGAUUAUAAAGUCUUUGCGAGGAGAGACCAUGUCUUCUUAUCUUUAUACCUCCCCCAGUACUUAACGUGGGGCAUUACACACAGUAACCACUUCAGAAUGUUUGUUAAAUUGAAUGAGAUCACAGUGCUGUGUCAUCCACUGGCUUUGAUCUUCAAGUGAAUUGUCUCCAGGGGCCUGGAUGGGCAGCCAGAUUUCCCAGUCUAGUGAGUGUUCAGGCUCCCAGUUCUAGGAUCAAACUGGGAGGGCAUUAGAGAUAGUCACCAAGUGAAUAUAGGAUUAUAUCUCAAAAGCAAGUGGACAUGGGGCAGCUAGGUAUCAUAGUGGAUAGAACACCAGCCUGGGCAUCAGGAGGACCUGAGUUCAAAUGUGGUCU